AUGUCCAAUGCAACGAGUACAGCAAGUGGAGGAGAUACGAAAGCGCCUGAAACAACAGUCGUUACUGAGGUGCCACCAAGCUUACACAGAGUGCUCUUGCUAAUGGUGAAGAACUUUUUCUCGAAGGAACAUUAUCUAGUUGUCUACUACAUAAUGAGAGCCGUGUGCAUUAGAGAGGAAAACCUGAGAAGCCGACUCAAUUUCGACCAGAAGCAGUUGAGGCAGCUCCUCGCUGGGUUGAAGAAUGAAAAGCUGGUGAAAGAUCGCUUACUGCAACAAAAGAAUGAAACCGGUAGAAACGUCUCCAUCAUUUUCUACUUUAUCAACUACCGCGCUAUUAUAAAUGUUCUUAAAUAUAAAAUUGAUCAUAUGAGGCAAAUGUUAGAGGCGAGGGAAAAGAAUGAGUUGCAAAAGGCGAACUACAAGUGUGAGCAGUGUGGUGCGCAGUACGAGGACAUGGACAUUGAUAGGAUAUUUGACCCACAAACAGGAACGUUGAAAUGUUGGCGAUGUCAAGGUGAAGUGACGCAAGAUAUCACGGGAGGACCUACUCAAGUUACAAGGACGCUUCUAGCCCGGUUUAAUGAGCAAAUGCUCCCAUUAUUCGCAGCUAUUCGGGAACUGGCUGGCAUACAGCUGGCACCACAUCUUCUGGAACCGGAUAUAAAUCAAUACCUGGCCGAGGAAGAUAAAACCGCGGAGACUAAUCAGCAACUGCUUGACUUUUCGACGUCAGCUGGUGGCACGCGUGCCCAGCUUGGUGGAUCUGCCCAUUCAUAUCAUGCUGGUCCGUCAAUCAAAUAUGCUAAUGCUGACCAAAUUACGGUGGAUUUGAAUGCUGACACAAAUAGCAAGCCAGUCGAGGAGGCUAAAGUGGUACCAACAUGGCUUCAAGACGAUGCGAUUGGUGGUGGCGAACAAAACGUUGCAGAUGAAGAAUUGGCAAUUGGAGCUGGCGGUACCGAGGCAAUGCCUCAUGUUUCAUCGUCGGUGUCCUUAAGUUUGAUGGCUGAAUUGGAGAAUAUUGAAGAGCCCCCACAGAAACGGUCACGGCCCAACGAAGACGAGAAUGGCGCCACAAACGAUGGAACAGAAGCUGAGGAGGAUGAGGAUGACGAUGAGGAAGAAGAAGUGGUCCUUGUUGCUGGAAAAACGGUUAGUUCACAUUUGCAAGAU
This is a messenger RNA of Ostertagia ostertagi, 1176 nucleotides long. Lineage: Eukaryota; Metazoa; Nematoda; Chromadorea; Rhabditida; Trichostrongylidae. The record is from the annotation of a GenBank genome assembly.